AUGUCCCUUACUGACGAAAACGAACAGAAUACGAGUGACUCGACAUUGGAAGCUGGUGAGUUUGAAAAAGUUCUUCUGACUUUAGAGCUUGCUGCUGCAGACGCUAGAGAGUCGGGUGACUAUCUAUCCUAUUCAACUGUUCUAGACAUUUGCGCUAGUGACCCAACGGGUUUUAGCAAUGCGGAGAAGGAGCAGAUUCUUUCCCAUAUUUUAGGUGCCUUGACUACGGACAAAGAGAUGACUGCUGAAAUAGGCUGGGAUUUGCCUGCUCUCUUGAUAUCCUACAUUGACUCUGACUAUGACUUUGUUGGUCCAGUAAGAAAGGCGCCUGGGGUAUACAAGGUACUCAAAAUAUUUGAAGUUUUGGCUAUUGAAGGGAAUUCCAAAGAAUUGUUUCUCAAAAGCACAGAGUUGCUAAGUACCAUCAAAAUUACGGACUCUCCAACAGAAAACCAGGAAAAUGCGGAGAAAUUUUACGACUUGAAGGUGUAUUGCCUUUUCGAAUUGAUCAAUAGUUGCUUGCGCCGCAUUCACACGUUGUAUCCUUCCAAGUUUUUGGCAAUGACUAUGACCAGCUUCAUAAACUCCAUUUACAUUAACAAGGUAAGAUACAGCAACGAUUUUCUUUGGAAACGGUUGUAUACCUUCGCAAGAAACUAUACACGACCUCCACUCCCAGACUCUACAGACCUUCCGGCUGAAGAAUUAGCGAAAAUCAAUGAGGACGAAGAUUACUUACAGCGCAAGUUAUUGACAGCGUUUUUAACGGAAGCUAUCAACCGUUUCUUGGUCUUGGAAACUGUGGGCUUUGCGGUGGACUUUUUUAACUAUCUCCAACGGAUGCUGCCUGCAAAUGCAAAAUACACCAAUAACUUUCAGUUAGACAUGCCUGUGUUUGACCGCUUGUACGAAUUGGCCCUUUCAUUUGAUCUUGACUUGACGAGCUCUUUCAGAGAUUUUAUGAAGUCAAGUUCUGAAUUGAUCGACUCAAUCGCUUACACUCAAGACAGCGAAGAUGACGCAACUGCUAAGCUUGUUGAAUUCGUGGUAACUGACUACCAGAAUAACUUUUGCUCGUCCUUGAUCAGCUCAGAGGCGACUGCUAUCACAGACUCAUUAGGUGGCACCUUAAAUUUGUUCACAUAUUCGAUUGCCCAUUCCAAAGUAUUUGAUAAGGUUGACGUUUCCAUAAAACUGGCUGUUGAUAUGGCUAUACGACUCAUUGUCCCAGGUAUUGUUCAUUCCAACUUUAUAUACCGCGGACAACAUGAUGUCGCUAUUUUCUGGUGUUGGUAUGCGGUGCACAUGAGUCUGAAAAAUGGAAGAGAUCCUACUUCUGAAGUUGGUGCGAUUCCCAAGGUGGUGCUUAUGUCGUUUUUCCAAGCGUUACUAUUUGCUACCGUUUCUUGCAGCUCGAACCUGUACUUCCGUUACGUCACUCUUACUUUAUUGACAAGAUUCUUGUCCUUAGCGUCCGAGGACGUCUCGUUUAACUUCAUUGUGAACACUUUACGUGAAUGUCCUUACCAAAACGUUAAGGCAGCUAUUGUUGGAGUUUUGAAGGAAUUGAGUAUCAAGGAUAAGGUAAUUAUGGACGACUUGGCUGAAAGUAUGAGCCAUGCUAAAAUCAGCAAAGAAGACUCGAAAAACAAGGGUGAUUCUAUUCCACCACCGCUUCCGAGUCGGCAGAAUAAAGCUGGUGUCAAGUAUAUUAACUUAACCGAGCAACGCGUGAAUGACGUCUUCGCUCUCAUUGAUAUGUGUAUGAGCGAGGCAUUUACCGACGGUGAGACUGGACCAUACCUUAAUGGACAGAUUUUGCCUACUCUACAGGCAUAUUUGAAUUUCUUGUUUCUUGUUAGGAAUGAAAAGUUCAUAAAGGGUCAGAGGUAUCAAGAUGUCGUUGACAAAGUCCAGAAACAUAUAAAGGGAGUGGAGGAAAAUGCAGGCGAUGAAACAUCAUCAUCAUUAGGAGGCAUAGGAAUAUUGAAGGUUACUGUGGAAAGACUCACCCUUUGA
Clavispora lusitaniae ATCC 42720 is the source of this 2019-nucleotide messenger RNA. It is a transcript of the gene YBP1, whose product is annotated as Ybp1p. Gene Ontology annotation, biological process: cellular response to oxidative stress. Lineage: Eukaryota; Fungi; Ascomycota; Pichiomycetes; Serinales; Metschnikowiaceae. The record is from RefSeq and is a predicted model, not a curated record. Gene Ontology annotation, cellular component: cytoplasm.